Messenger RNA from Musa acuminata AAA Group (dessert banana), 3156 nucleotides. RefSeq names its product FCS-Like Zinc finger 8-like. The transcript has 3 exons. Bases 870 to 1772 code for a protein of 300 amino acids. Lineage: Eukaryota; Viridiplantae; Streptophyta; Magnoliopsida; Zingiberales; Musaceae. The record is from RefSeq and is a predicted model, not a curated record.
AACCCAACUGCAGAGACAGUGCAGAGUUCUCAGUGGAAAUUGAAGCCCAUGCCGUCACUUGACAGUCGCACUGCAUGUCAUCGCCUCUCUCUCUCUCUCCCUCGCUCUAUCUCUUUCUCAUGAACACCCUGAUCGCAGUCACCGACAGUGAGAUCAAUGGUCGCAGGGGUUCCUUUUUAGCUCAGAGAGGCGAGCAAUGAGAGGAGAGAAGGGAAAAAGGAAGUUACUACGUUGUCAUUUCUGCCGUCUCUUUUUGUCUAUAAAGAAGAUAUUGACGGAAGAAAACGCUCACAUCCAAAACAUCUCUCUCUCUCUCUCUCUCUAAUACGAUUCCCACGCACGAUGCCACAACGGCUGCCUCGCAGCUCUCAUUUCCGGAGCCGUUUUCCUGGGCAGAGAGCCAGUGUCUCGUCCACUGGGUGGCCUGUGCAUGUCUAAUUCAUCUUCUCUGGUGUGUUGUUGCGGAGAGAGUGAGGAAGGGAAGGGAAAGGCGCCACCUUGAUGAGUUCUUCACUGCCAAAAUCGGAUUUUUAUGAGAUGGGAGGUUCCGUAGAUGGUUUCCGGUCUUUAGCGAUGGGGAGUGCUGAGGGCAUUUUGGCUGGGUAAAGAAGAAGCCUUCAAACAAACACACCGAAAAAAGAUGAGACCUUUAGUUGGAAUUGAUGCCUGCGAUUAACUGAUAUCAGUCACUGUCUCUUUUUGUUUGCAUUGGUUUUGUGUUCUAAUUUACCUCAAAUUUGUAUUCCCUCUCGGUUCUGUAAAGAUCCAAUCUUUACAUCAUUCAAAGUUCUGCAACUGAGGAGGAGGAGGAGGAGGACAAGAAGAGAUUCCAGUGCCAAACUCAGCUCUUCACCUCCGCAGAGAUCUCAAUGUACCAACCAAACAUCUUUCUUUGGAAGAGAUCCAGAGCAGUCGGUGGCAAACAAGGCCUGAUGUCAUCUUUCCAUGGCGGCGGCAGCUGUGGCAAGCCCGCAGCUUCCUCACUCUUGCCCUCUGCAAGGCUCUCUGAGGCUGCCAUGAGCCCAACCUCCACACCAGAAACCAGAAACUUGUCUUCCAUUGGCAAUCAUAUCCCCCCUUUUGAUGCGAUUACCACUAGCAGCGCCUCUGUUUCAGACACCAAGCAGCAUCCAUGGAGAAAUCGAGGCUCGAGACCCACUGGGCUCGGCAUCAUCGACGCUCUCAGUGACGAACAGUUCGACACCAAGCCACAGCGCAGUAUGGUUCUGCUCGGAACAAAGCUGAAGAUCCAAAUUCCUUCCCUUUGUCCGACCUCCAACUCGCCGGUUGGGUCCCCGAUCGAGUUCGGCAUCAAGAACAGAGACUCCCAGUUGGCUCUCCUUUCUCCUGCCCGGAGCUCUCCCGGCUCGGAGAUGCUAGCUUCCUCCCCUCAGGUCUUCGCCGGAAGCAACUUCUCCAUGAGCGAGAUGGAGCUCUCGGAGGACUACACCUGCGUGAUCUUUCAUGGCCCGAAUCCGAGGACUACACACAUCUUCGACAGCUGCGCAGUGGAGCAGUGCGGAGAUGGCUUCACUCGAUCAACCAAAAGCCGCAGCUUUGCAGCUGAUAGCAGAGGGUAUCCUUUGAAUGAUUCCUUGAGCUUCUGCUACGCAUGCAAGAAGAAUGUUGAGCAAGGAAAGGAAACCUUCAUGUAUAAAGGUGAGAAAGCAUUUUGCAGUAGUGAAUGCUGCAUCAAAGGGAUGCUUGAUGAGUAUGGGAUAGAGACAAGUGCUCAGAGGAGUCAUCACUCACGAUGUGAUCCAUGCUUCUAAUUACCACAGCAAAUUUGAUCUCCAAUUAAGCCUUUUUUUUUAGUGGUUUGUGGAUCCUAAUCAAAUGGGGAUGGAAGUGAUCUUGAAGAACCAAAUCAUUCAUUCACUUCGUUGGUGUUCUCCAUGAGUUUUGCUUUCAGAGAAGGUAGAGAUCUAUUGACAUGUUAAGGUCAAUGCCAUAUAUUGUCAUUAGAAAAGCUAAUAAAUUCAUGCAAAUUCUGAUGCUUUAGCUCCUAAAUAUAACCAGUUUUUAGAAAGUAUUUUUAUGCCAGAUCCAAAACAAUAUGAAAUUUCUUAUCAAAGUCCCGAUAUCAUGAAUGACCAUUAAAUCUAUUUGAAGAACUGAUAUAAUUUCGACGUAUAUUUGUUAUUUGUUGAUGUUAAAACAUGUUCUUACAGUGAUUUCUCUAAGAAAGCUGGUAGGAUCAAAUCCAAGACAGACAUUUGUUGGUGUUAAAACAUGUUCUUACGAUGAUUUCUUCUCUAAGAAAGUUUGUGGGAUCAAAUCCAAAGUCCAGAAAUUUAGGAUACGUCUGCAAGCACAAAAACCAAAUGCCACACACAGCAUUUCCACAGUCAGAUGUCAUCGGAGUUUGGGCCGGUAGCCAGUAAACUAUACAUCACCACAUCUCUGCUCUUCCCAUGCAACAUGACGUACUUUCUCAGCAGCCCUUCUCUCAGAAACCCGGCCUUCUCCAGCACCCGCUGCGACGCCGGAUUUUCCACCUCGGCGAUCGCCUCCAGCCUCUCCAAGUGCGGCCACUCCUCGAGGAGAGAGGAAACGGCCGCCCUGAGCGCAGUCGUGGCUAUGCCGCGGCCCCAAUGUUGGUAGGCCAGGCGGUAGGCGACGGAGGCCUUGAAGCGCUCCUCGCCCUGGCCGGGCUUGGCGUUGAUGGAGCCCACGGGGCGGCCGUCGACGCAGAUGGCUCGGUACCAUGGGUGCGGCAGGACGUGGUCCGCCAGGUACCGCCGCGCGUCCUCCUCGCUUGUGCACGGGCCGCGGCGCUGGAAGCGGGUGACGCGGGGGUCCGACGCCCAUGUCAUGAAGGCGCCGACGUCGGAGAGGUCGAAGGGCCUCAAGGUGAUCUCUGGUUCCUGCUUCCUGUGAUCGUGGUUGGGUGGGACGGCGGAGGAGUCUGUUUGCAUUCUUUGGGGACGAGAGAAGCUUCGUAGAGAGAUGUUGUUGAAAUGCGAGGAGGAUCGAAGGAGAGAGAGCAGAAGCGAUCGGUAGCUAAAGUGUUGUUUUAUCAAACACUUGUCAAGUGGCUUUUGGCCGCCAAGGUGGACUAAUUGACUUGUUGCAGAUGCGUGCUGGACUGCAACCCUUAAACAAUCCAUUGGGACUUCCCACAGAUUAUAUUUAUUUUAAACUCUUAAGAUCUAA